AUGAAUAAUAUUAAUAACAACAAUAAUAAUAAUUAUUAUCAAGAUAGAAAUGGUGGAGGUGGACCAAAUAAUAAUACAAAUAAUAAUAACCACCAAAACCAUCAUCACAAUAAUAAUCAUACUCACCAUAAUAAUCAUAACAACAGCCAUCAUCAUCAUCAUCAUCAACAAAUAUCAACUCAAUUCUCUGGUCCAAUUCCAAUCACAUUUUUAUCAAUUUUAAAAGAAGGUAAAAUUCAAUUGGGUGAAAUUUCAAAUUCUUGGGGUGAAAAUGGAGAUUGGCUAUUAAGAUCUUUAGUAAUGGCAAUAAAUCAAAUGUUAUCUGUAAAUGAUCAGUUUCCAAAUAACCAUUCUCAAUUUUUACCAGAACAUAUGAAAUUACCCAUGAUUACCAUUGAAGGAUAUAUCUCUAGAAUUAUAAAAUAUUCGCCAUGUUCAAAAGAAUGUUUCAUCAUUAUAUUAAUGUAUAUUGAUAGAUUAAUUCAAAAAAGAAAUUUCAUUGUAAAUAGUUAUAAUAUCCAUAGAAUUUUAAUCACCUGUGUUUUGGUUGCUGCAAAAUAUUUAGAUGAUAUUUUUUAUAAUAAUCAAUUUUAUUCCCAAGUUGGAGGUGUUAGUGUUAAAGAAAUUAAUGUGAUGGAAUUAGAUUUCUUAAAAUUAUUAUCAUUCGAUGUCAGUGCAAAUACUGAUGUGUAUUCUGUAUAUUUAGAAUUCUUUGAAAAAUACACUAAAAAAUUACAAUUGAGUUUAAACUUUCAACCAAAUACCAAACUAUUACCAUCCCCAAUCCCAAUUGAAAACCUUGUAAAUACUAAAAAAAACAAUAAUCAUACAAACAUUAAUAAUAUUAUGAAUAAUAUUAAUAAUAAUAAUAAUAAUAAUACCACUACCACAUCAUCUAAUAAAAAUAUAACCCCAAUUGUAAAUAAUAAUAACAAUAACAAUAAUGCUUCAAGUAAUAUUAUACUCAAAACAAAUAGAUCAAAUAGUAUUAGUAGUAUUGAACAAAAUAAUAAUAAUAAUAAUAAUAAUAAUAAUAAUAAUAAUAAUAAUAAUAAUAAUAAUAAUAAUAACAAUACUAAUAAUAAUAAUAAUAAUAGUAAUGAAGAAGAAGAAACGAAUUCUGGAGAUAAUUCAAAAAACAAUAGCAAUAAUUCCACCUAUCACCAUCUUCCAUUUCGAUAUCCACUCGUUGCCUAA
Dictyostelium discoideum AX4 is the source of this 1197-nucleotide messenger RNA. RefSeq lists its product as hypothetical. The transcript has 3 exons. Gene Ontology annotation, molecular function: protein kinase binding. NCBI's taxonomy places the organism in Eukaryota, Evosea, Eumycetozoa, Dictyosteliales, Dictyosteliaceae. The coding region runs from base 1 to 1197 and encodes 398 amino acids. The record is from RefSeq and is a predicted model, not a curated record.